Molecule: messenger RNA, 866 nt
Organism: Zea mays
Lineage: Eukaryota; Viridiplantae; Streptophyta; Magnoliopsida; Poales; Poaceae
Product: 50S ribosomal protein L24-like
Exons: 5
Coding region: 183-662 (159 amino acids)
Biological process (GO): translation
Cellular component (GO): ribosome
Molecular function (GO): RNA binding; structural constituent of ribosome
Source: RefSeq, marked provisional
CAGCCCAGUCACGUCCUUCGCAGUUUGCCGUCGGCCACACCGCAUCGAGCGCCGCCGCCACUCGCCCUCCCCUGCCAUCUCUCGCCGGCCGCCGCCUCCCGCCCACCGGCCACCGCAGCGUGUUAUAUUUCAGCCCCUCUUGAUCGGCCACCCGAAACCCGCAGGAGAGAGGCUAAGGAACGAUGGGGUGGAAGGCGGCAGAGAAGCUCAUCAGGCACUGGAAGGUCCUGCGUGGUGACAACGUGAUGAUCAUAAGAGGCAAAGACAAGGGGGAGUCCGGGCUCAUCAAGCGGGUCAUUCGGUCGCAGAAUCGCGUCAUCGUCGAGGGCAAGAACUUGGUCAAGAAACACAUUAAGCAAGGGGAAGGGCACACAGGUGGUAUUUUCUCGGUCGAAGCCCCACUUCAUGUCUCAAAUGUCCAGGUGGUUGAUCCAGUCACUGGGAAACCAUGUAAGAUUGGAUACAAGUAUCUGGAAGAUGGGACCAAAGUCAGGUACGCUAGAGGAAUGUACGCAUCGGGCGUUGUGAUACCCCGGCCAGAAAUUCUGAAGGAGAGAAGGAAACCGAGGCCCACGUCACCUGGCCCGAAGGACACACCAAUCGAGCUGGCGCAGGAGAAGACCUACGAUGAAAAGGCUGGGAUCGGUAUGCCCGAUCUAUAGCUGCGGAGAGUUCACUGUAAUGUGACCAGGACCUGACGCCCUGUGCUGUGCUGUGCUGUGCUUCCCGCGUAAUAACGGUGUACUAGUUACCUUCUUCUGCAGAAAAUGCUUUCUAGGAAUGAGAGCGGAAAUAUUUGUACCAUUUAUUUAAGGUCCUGUUUGGAAACAACCCAACAGUUUUUAAGACACCAGUUUUUAUCUUUU